This is a messenger RNA of Penicillium robsamsonii, 1503 nucleotides long. RefSeq lists its product as uncharacterized. NCBI's taxonomy places the organism in Eukaryota, Fungi, Ascomycota, Eurotiomycetes, Eurotiales, Aspergillaceae. The transcript is spliced from 4 exons. The record is from RefSeq and is a predicted model, not a curated record. The coding region runs from base 1 to 1503 and encodes 500 amino acids.
AUGGCCACUCCUGAAAUCCAACAUUUAGCCCUGAAUGCCACAUUCAAGGGCAUCCAGCGUGAUCAAAAUGUGCCCGUUCAUCAAUUCCUGGGUAUAAAAUAUGCCAGUGUGCCGGCACGGUUCGAGAAAGCCGAGCCUGUGCGCCAAUUCAAUGGAGCCGUUGUUGAUGCCUCGAAAUAUGGUCCGAUCUGUCCUCAACCAGAUGUGGAUGUCCGCCAUCUACUCCGUAUCCCAGAAGACUUUCACAUUGCCCCGGAAGCAGAGGACGAAUUCGAAUGUCUGAAUCUAGAGAUUACAUGUCCUCCCAAGUCUGACGUGACUGGCCCUCUUCCUGUUCUCGUCUGGAUCCAUGGCGGCUCUCAGAUUGUCACAUUCUGCUCUGCUGCCUCUAAGAUUUGUGACCCGACCAAGAUUGUCGCAGAUUCUAUCGAGGCAGGAAAGCCUAUGAUCUUUAUAUCGAUCAAUUACCGCCUAAAUAUCUUCAGUUUUGGAGAUGGUAAAGAAAAGAAUCUGGCCCUGAAAGAUCAGCGUUUGGGUAUUGAGUGGGUGCGACAGAAUAUCGCUGAUUUUGGGGGUGAUCCGGAAAAUAUUACCCUUUCUGGCGAAAGUGCCGGCGCUAUCUAUACCCAUGCUCAUCUCAUUACUGGCCCUCCUGUGAAAAGAGCCGUGAUGGCGUCUGGAACUCUUUAUUUGUCCUCACCACUACCAGUCGAAAAGGGACAUGGCCUUAUUAAAGUACUAGAGGCAAAGGUACGGGAGCUCGGUCAAACUUCACUGCGCGAAUCCUCCGUUAUUGUACUAGUUCAAGCACUGAAAGAGUGCAAUGUGAAUACAAUGUGGAUCCAAGAGGAGCUUGAGCUGGAAGGGUGGGAGACCAAGCCUGAGCAGGUUGAAGAGGUGAUGAUUGGUGAUGUUGAGUACGAGUCUGUUAUUUGGCGAAACGGCGUCGAACUCCUCGACGGGGAGACGAUCGCAGCUGCAUUCGACAGCGAUAAGCAAUGGGGUACCCAGCUUCGAAAAAUGUAUCAAGUUGUCGGCGAUCGCCCAACUGCUGCGAAGCUGGGAGCUCUAGAUCUCGUCAAUGAUAUUCGGUAUACGCUUCCCGUCGAGGUCGUUACCGACAAGUUACGCGCGGCCAACAAGCGUGUCUUCCGAUAUGUGAUAGAUCAGUCUAAUCCCUGGCAGCCAUCAAGUCGAGCACACCAUGCGGUUGAUCUGCUAUUCCUCUUCGACGGCGUUGAUCUAUCGUUCAAUCCUGCGGCUAGCGUUGUUGGGAAGGAGAUGCGGCAGCGUUGGAUUCGGUUUGUCAAUGGUGAUGAACCUUGGUCUGCCGACCUGAGAUUUGCUUUUGGACCUGUGGGUGAGUGCAAGGAGAUUGAUGAGUCGCAGGUCGCUGCUCGGCGAAGACUUGAGCAUUGCAAGGUGCUUAAGGAAGUAGGACCAGGCGCGUAUAUGCCUAUUGUCUUUGCAUUGACUGCAGGGAGAAUUAGUCUGCUAAAUUAG